Molecule: messenger RNA, 1445 nt
Organism: Stegodyphus dumicola
Lineage: Eukaryota; Metazoa; Arthropoda; Arachnida; Araneae; Eresidae
Product: citron Rho-interacting kinase-like
Biological process (GO): mitotic cytokinesis; peptidyl-threonine phosphorylation; actomyosin structure organization
Cellular component (GO): cytoplasm; cytoskeleton
Molecular function (GO): ATP binding; protein serine/threonine kinase activity
Source: RefSeq, a predicted model, not a curated record
UUAUAAGUAGCAUGCCUGUUGGUACACCAGAUUACGUUGCACCAGAAGUCUUAACUGCUAUGAAUGCUGGUCCUAGUAACAGCAAAAGUUACGGAGUUGAAUGUGAUUGGUGGUCUUUAGGUAUAGUAACUUAUGAAAUGGUAUUUGGCUGCACGCCAUUUGCUAGUGAGAAAGUCCUCGUCACCUACAAUAACAUCAUGAAUUUUAAGAAUUCUUUAAAUUUUCCACCUGAAGAAUCAGAAGUUUCAGAAAUGUUGAUAGACUUGAUAAAAAACUUGCUUCAAGAGGCUUCUCUUCGAUUUGGCUAUGAUCAGCUUAUUGUUCAUCCCUUGUUUAUAGAUAUAGACUGGAAUAAUAUCCGCCACACUGCCCCACCUUUUGUGCCAAAUGUAUCAAGUGUCGAUGACACUUCUAAUUUUGAUGAUUUUGAGCCAGAAAAUCGGCCAUCUAUAGGAGAUCUGAAAUCUAAGCGAGAAUUUUCUGGAAAGAAUUUACCUUUCAUUGGCUUUACUUACACUUCACCAUUUGAAACUCAUGUAGAAAGGUUAUCUUCUGCUGAUGAUUCAAGUACAUUUUCUCCUUGUUCUUCUCUUGAUUUUGAUUCACUUCCAAGGAAAAGAGAAAUAACAACUUUACAGUCUAAAGUGUUUGAAUUAACUGAUCUGGAAAAUCAAUUAAAAAGAAACAUUUCAAACUUGAAAAGAGAUUUGGAAACCAAAACAAAUGAACUUGAAAGUUGUAGAAAUGAACAAAAAAUGUUAGAACACUUAGUUAGUGAAUUACAAGCUGAAGUAAAACAAGUAAAACAGCUGCUCAGUUAUGAACGUGAGCACAGGGUACUCAUUGAACAAAAAGGAGUUCAGCUUGUUCGCUGCAUGAAAACCAAGCACAGGCAGGAUGCUCUACGCUUAAAAAUGAGAAGUCAAGAAUUUAACAAAGAUAAUGAUGAAGAAAAACUCAGCCUUCAAGAGCAACUCGAAGAUGCACAUGCAAAAAUAGAUGAAUUUUUGAUGGAAAAAGUUGAAUUGAUAGAAAGUUUGCAAGACACAAAGUUCAUACUUUUGGAAUGCCAAAAGAAGUUGCAUGAGAAGGAACAAAAACUUCUUUCAUUCACGUCUGAUUCAACUCUGAAUGAAAGUGAAACGAGCUGCAGUUCCACUGAAAUUGAUUUAAAACAAGUUGUUAAGAAGCUAGAGAAAAAGAAUAUAACCUUAGAAAAGGAAUUGGAAGCAGCAACAUCUGCUAAAGAGAAAGCCGAGGCCCAGGCUCUGUCACUAAAAAAAGCUAUUGUUCAGUUAGAAAAUGAAAUGAAAGAGAUGGAGAGAAAAAAUCUUGAGGUUUCAUGUCCGACCCAAGAUGAACAGGUUUGUAAAACCAAAAUUAUAUUGUUAAAAUUAUGCAUAUAAAGAAAUAUUCUUGCAUGAUGGUUCUAUAAUGUGUUUCUG